UGGAUGUCGGUUGUGGACCCGGGGAUAUAACAAAGGAUAUUCUUCUUCCGUUUCUUGAUCCAAAUGUAACAAUGAUUGAUACAGACAUUAUGGAAAAAAUGGUUGAAUACGCCAACAAAACAUAUGGUGAUAAAGAACGACUCAAAUUCGAAGUGCUAGAUAUUCAAACUAAAAAAUUGCCCGAGGAAUAUAUCUCAGAAUUUAAUCACAUUUUUUCUUUUCAUGCUUUGCAGUGGUGCAAUGAUAUUCACCAAACUUUUCGAAAUAUUUAUCAUAUGCUUCGACCUGGUAAAACAAUGCUUAUAUCAAGUAUAGCCCAUCAGGGACCCGUAUUUGAAUCUUUGGAAGCUAUGGCGGAAGAUACGCGGUUUACAGCGUAUAUGGGGGACAAACAGAAAUAUGUUGGAACAUUUCAUUAUUCAACCCAACCUCACGAAGAGCUAAAAAAAGUACUUGAAGAUAUCGGAUUUCAAGUUCAUCAUUGCAGUCAUCGAAACAAGAGCUCAUUCCUAAAUACAAAACAGUUUCUAUGUAAGUAUAUUCUCUCCAUAUGCAUGCAAAAAUUAAAUUCUAGACGAGAUUAUUAUUUGUAUCGUAAAUUUUUUUUCAUACUAUUAAUUACAGUGAAUUAA
Messenger RNA from Formica exsecta, 632 nucleotides. Its product is annotated as juvenile hormone acid O-methyltransferase-like. Bases 72 to 632 code for a protein of 186 amino acids. Gene Ontology annotation, molecular function: S-adenosylmethionine-dependent methyltransferase activity. The transcript is spliced from 4 exons. The record is from RefSeq and is a predicted model, not a curated record. Lineage: Eukaryota; Metazoa; Arthropoda; Insecta; Hymenoptera; Formicidae.